AGUCGUUUGGAGCGUUUUGAAAGAUUCAUUCAAAAAGAUUCUUUCACGGAUCACUUCGCUCACAUCGCUAGCAGGAGGCGUCCAGAGCGGCUGUGUCAGUCGAAAGCGAACAUCUUCAUCAGGGAUUUUGCGUCUUUUGAGGGCUCAAAAAAGAGUUAGCGACAUUCGUCCAGUCGUUCGGAAGCAAAAUGCCUGAAUUAGUUGCGUUUUAUCGGAUCUAGAUCAGUAUUCAUGGACUGAUGCGGCCAUGGCAAGUCUCGGUGUCCGCUGUAUCGAUACACGCCUGCAACAUCUGAAGGAUAUAAAGUGAAAGAUAAAUUAUCAUUAAGUUUAUCUGAUCUCGGCAGACUCCAUCUGUGCGCAUGCGAGAUAACAGGUCUGUGCUCUGGAUAUGCUGAUGUAAACUGAUAUAGACGGAGUAUCUGUUCAAGAUAAUGCGAUUUUGUCUUUCCAUGGACAAAAUCAUCGGCAAGUCUAAAACGGGGACUAAUUUGUACCAUUUGGUUUGUAACGUGUUUUUAAACGGUACAUUUGAUGGUUAAUGAACGGAUAUCUUCACCUACAAUCAGCUGACCACCUAUGAAUUCACUGCAUUAGAAGAGAUAUCCUGGAGUUUUCCUUCAUUUGCUUGAACAAAAGCAGACUUGGACCCCAGAUAUUUAGUCUUGUGUUAAAGGAGCCUAUAAGGAUCGUGGUUAAAGAGUAGAGGCAUCUUGGAGAUGUCAGGCCGGCCUAGGACCACCUCAUUUGCGGAGAGCUGCAAGCCAGUGCCGCAGCCUUCAGCCUUUGGCAACAUGAAAGUCAGCAGAGAUAAAGAUGGUAGUAAAGUUACAACAGUGGCCGCGACCCCCGGUCAGGGACCCGACCGACCUCAAGAGGUCAGCUACACGGACACAAAGGUCAUCGGGAACGGCUCAUUUGGGGUCGUAUAUCAAGCGAAGCUGUGCGACACCGGUGAGCUGGUGGCCAUAAAGAAGGUGCUGCAGGAUAAAAGGUUUAAGAAUCGUGAGUUACAGAUCAUGAGGAAGUUGGAUCACUGUAACAUUGUCCGUCUGCGCUACUUCUUCUACUCCAGCGGAGACAAAGUGAGUGCCACUUUUCUUCCCUCGUUUUUGUUCUUUUUCUGAGCAGGAUCAUGUUCACUAUA
This is a messenger RNA of Cyprinus carpio (common carp), 1147 nucleotides long. Its product is annotated as glycogen synthase kinase-3 beta-like. The record is from RefSeq and is a predicted model, not a curated record. Gene Ontology annotation, biological process: regulation of neuron projection development; protein phosphorylation; extrinsic apoptotic signaling pathway in absence of ligand. Gene Ontology annotation, molecular function: tau-protein kinase activity; beta-catenin binding; protein serine/threonine kinase activity. The transcript is spliced from 3 exons. Gene Ontology annotation, cellular component: beta-catenin destruction complex; nucleus; cytosol. The coding region runs from base 720 to 1127 and encodes 135 amino acids. Lineage: Eukaryota; Metazoa; Chordata; Actinopteri; Cypriniformes; Cyprinidae.